This is a messenger RNA of Scomber japonicus (chub mackerel), 3111 nucleotides long. RefSeq lists its product as uncharacterized. Bases 178 to 2490 code for a protein of 770 amino acids. The transcript is spliced from 11 exons. Lineage: Eukaryota; Metazoa; Chordata; Actinopteri; Scombriformes; Scombridae. The record is from RefSeq and is a predicted model, not a curated record.
UUUACCGACUUUAACAGUGUGGCGUUUUUUUGUAACUUCGCUUCAUUCAAGAGACGACGAUGAAGAUUUCUUCCUCGCUCGCGUGACGACGGACUUUAUCACGGUCAGCGCGUGAAGCCGGGAGGACUCAAACUGAAUUCCCAACACAUCAAGGUGGAUCGUAUCAGCCCUCUGUCCAUGAUGUCCUACAGAGGUAAAAAUGACUUGUGCCGAAUAUGUGGAGGCGGUCUCCAGGGAAACCAAAGGCGGUGGCUGUUUCAAGGCCAAAACAAGAAGACUGGUCAGCCUCAGACCCCGACAGAGUCCCUGAGAGGAGGAAGCCUGUCCAGAUCCUCGCAGAGCAGCCCCUGGGGCAGCACUUUAUCCCUGGGAUCCUCCGUCUCUCUGUCAAAGUCCCAGCUAUCCCUGAGCUCACCCUCUAAAGGAAUGGAUCUGCUCUCUGUGUUGACCCACAUACUGGGGCAGUCUGUUUCACGGGGCAAUGGGCAGGGGGAGUUUGUGUGUGGCAAAUGCAUGUGCGCCCUCGAGCGGGUGUUCAAGUUCGACUCGGUGAUAGCCAGGGUGAGGGUGCUUUCAUCUGAGAGGCUUCAGAAGCUGACCCAGGAGAGGGACAAGAUCAGGCAGUGGGUUCGCCAAAAUUACCGCCAGAGACACCCACAGGACUUCCAGAGCAGGGGCAGCACCAGUGAGGAGGAUGGCGACGUGGAGAAGGAGGGCUACAGGGAGAUGCUCAAAGAGAAUAUGGCUCUUUCAGAGUAUGAGUGCUGGUCCGAGAAGUGGGACUCAUGUCCGUAUUUUAUAAGAACGGGUAAAAGAUGCAGCAAGGGUAAAGGAUGUGAAGGCUGUGAUUCCUUGCGAGUGUCAGACUCGGAUUAUGAGUCAGUUUGUGGAGUUCCCCGCCGUAUGCCUUUCCAACCUUUCUCUCCUUUAGCAUUGUCCCGGGAUAAAUCCCAGAGCAUGCCGCUCCACUGGCAGAAGGUGCCCUCCAUCUACUCCAGUCCUGCUUCGCUGGCGGGGUCCAGCCUCUCCUUACGGGCGUCUUCCCGCACAGAGUCCAUUCAGUCUCUGGACUCUCUUGAUGCCAAUGACCCCUUUGAUUCACCAGGUGAUCAGGCAGUCAACUUUGUGCUCAAGGAGCUGAGAUGUAUUGAAGGAAAGCAUGUCAUUUCGCCAUCAGGGAGCAAAAUCCCAGUUCUGGGCAGGAGGAAUGGAAAGUAUUCAAGAGAAACCGGAGAGAAGCUGUUACCGACUAUUAAUCGGGUGCUGAACUUUGGGGAUGGGGAGAACGGAGGGGAUGAAACUGAUGAAGAGUACGGAGACAUCCUGACAGAGCUGAGGGACGAGUUCAUGCCUCUUCAUCGAGAGAGCACCACAGGGAGGGUUCACCAUGCUGUCAGGCACUUGCAAGGUCAGCUGGACCAAGCUGCGGCCCGCAUCAGGACUCUGGAGGCUGAGCUGAAACAUGGGAAGAGUAAACCAACAGAAGUCAAUGGAUCAGAGGAGUGGACCUCUCUGGCCCAGGAGGAAGGUGGCAGUUUCCUGCUGCAGAGUCUCGGUCACUCCCUGCACAGCCGGGAGCGUUUGAUUCAGGAGUGUAUGGGUCUGAUCAGAAGACUGUGUGUGGAGGAGGGGGCAGGGUCUGAGCUGGCCGACAAGCUGACUGAGAAUCUGGGCGAGAAUCUGAAAGAAAUUCUCUCCAACAACAAGACUGCUCUGAAGAGUUUGAUGUCUGAAAUAACUGCCAAAGAAAAGGCCACGGAAAAUGAGAUCGAGGCACUGAGGAAGGCUGGAAGAGACAGAGAGAGAGACCUCGACACACUCAACACUGUGCUGCAGUGCAACCAGUAUAUUAUCAAUGAUCUGCAAGUGGCUCUGCGGGAGAAAGAACGACUGCUGGAGGAGGUGGAGAAAGAGAGGGAGGUGUGGAGACAGCGUGACAGGGCCCUCACUGCUGUCCUGCAGGAGAAGGAGACUCUGAUCUGCUGCCUCAAAGAGGAGCUGGAGAGCUGUCAGAAAGCUGUGCAGACGCUCUCCGACUCUGUGAUUGGUCAAGGACCGACGGGGGGAAGAGCUGAGGCGGCUCUUGCCUCUCAGCUGAAGGAGAAGGAGAGUCAGCUGGCAGCCUUGUUGAAGGAAAGAGAGGGAAACAGCACCACCAUGUGCCAAGAGGUCACCAAACUCACCGCGGCCCUGCAGGAGUCCCAGACUAUUAUUCAGAAUCAGCAGGAGAGUCACAGCCAGAAAGUUUCCUCUCUGACGGAUCAACUCAAAGACGUUCGGCAGGAGCUGAGGGAGAAACAGAAGCACAAGAAGGAGGCUGAACGAGUCCUGCAGAACGACCGUGAGGACAGAGACAGAGAAGAGAGGAAACUGAAGGACAGCCUAGAGAAGAGAGACAAACUCAUAGAGCAAAUCCUCUUGGAUGCUGAGGAGCGGGACCAUCUGUUCAGAGAGCUGCAGCAGAACCUACAGAAGAACCGCACACUGUGACAGAUUAUAUAGCUAGGUGAUAAACUGACAGGAUGCAAACUUUCUGCACAAACGGAGGAAUACUUUGCACUUUCUGCACCACCUUUCUGCCUCUUUGAAAUAUUUAUCGUGGUGUAUAUUUAUAUUUAUCUCCACAUAUUUGAGGUUUGCAUUUACAGACCUGUUUUGUCCUGGCACAGGGCUGAAGGAAAGCUUAAUUUUCCACAAUUACUACUAAACUCUCUGCAAUGAAUAAGUCAUUUCAGAUGUAGAGAGUCAGAUGUGGUCUGAUUGUUCUCAGUAUGGAGAGAUGUCAGGCUCUUUCUUCCUAUAGCUGGAUGUUCAAUACUUGACUUAAAAAUCACCACAUUUAUUUAACUGUAUAGACUUGAUUUUUGAAUGUAAUGGGUUUAAUGUUUAGGUAGUGAUUAGGUUUCAUUUCAGUGGGAUGGUUGCGGAUACAAACAUUUCUGAAUGGUGUGAUUGUCAGUGAAUCCGAGUGACAUUUAUUGUGUCCUUAAGGACAGGAGCGGGUACGGUAUUGCUUUAAGUCUGGAUUAGCAUUACUCUAUUCUAUGAAGCUUCUGGCAAGUGUGUCUUAUUGUGUUUAUCUUUUUACUUUCUCUACUGCCUAUUUUUGUU